AAGGUGGACGCGCGUGGUCAUCUUGAAAAUGAUCUGGUUGGAGGAGAUGACGAUCAGGGUGCUUUGAACAAAAAUUAUCUCUUAAUAUCGCAAAUCUCUAAGUGAGUGUGUUGCUGUGAGACUGAACCUUACUUCGCAAUCUGAAAUGGAGAGUGCGGCACAAAGAAUAUCUAAACCCGAUGUUUUUGCACAAAGGGAUAUUAUGGAAAAGACACAUCGCGUUCGUGUUUUCUCAGCUUGUCUUGUUCAAAGACAAUACCCUUUCCGGAACAAAGGGAGAGUAUUGCCCACGCAAGGGCACGAAGAACUCGUGCUAAGCGUGUCAAUUCAAUGGCUGCUCAGUUUUGCAUUUGGCUCUAUCUAUUUCAACCUUGUUUGCAUUGACAAAGGGGGCCAGCUGUGAGAAAUUACGAAAAGUCCUGUGCAGAGUCCUAGACCUGAGAGCUGGCAGCGCAUUCGAGCUUUACAAGUAUUUUACAUUUGCCGAAAUUAGAC
Molecule: messenger RNA, 495 nt
Organism: Meira miltonrushii
Lineage: Eukaryota; Fungi; Basidiomycota; Exobasidiomycetes; Exobasidiales; Brachybasidiaceae
Exons: 1
Coding region: 146-403 (85 amino acids)
Source: RefSeq, a predicted model, not a curated record